AUGCCGUUUGGUCUCUUUGACGUCGGUAAAGAAGUCUCUACUCCCCCUUCUGUGGGUGCUCCUUCAGCCAAUGUCGAGCCCAUUUCGGCACUUCCAGCCUCGGUUCCUACUGCAUCUGGCAGUAACCUGCCGGCUCCCGGACGUCUGCGUUCCUCCAAGGCCAGAUCUCGUUCGCCUUCUCCUCGAAGACGUUCGCGAUCUCCAGUUCCUCUGGCCUCUAGAGUCGGUCCUAGGGUGUCGAAAGGUCGCUUUACCAGCCCUCUGCGCCGUGUCUUCAGGUCCAGCCCGGAUCGUUCCAGGUACUCUCGGGGCAAUUCUCCUAGGUUGCCUCCAAUUUCCUCUUCAAAAGGGAAAGACUCUCGUCCCCUUCGGGAACGAGUGGAUUUCAUCCCUACGGGCCCUCCUCCGCCUCCAAGAGCCUCUUCGGGUUCCAAAUCAAAAGGAAAGGCUCGACGAAUUUCACCAACUCCUCCGUCAUCCAGUGUUUCCAGUUCAACUGCCAACAACGGCCUGGACGAUGUGUAUACCCCGGUUCCUGGUUCAAAGAAACCUCGACUAUUCGCUGCUCCUAUUAAGGAAUUGGUGGAUUCCAAAGCUUCUCCUUUGGCUCGAGCCAUUCAGCGUCUUGUCACGACUUACAAAAGCGACAUUGAUCACCACACUGACCAGUUUAACUGCUCGCCAAACAAACCUACCAGUUGGCCUGUGGCUCUCACCAAAGACCUUCUCAAGUACAAAGUCAUCGACCUCGAAAAACUUUGGGGAGCUAUGUCUUCUUCCCCUUUGGCGGAAAUUUUUAUUUUCGACAAACGGACCAAGAAGAUGGACGUUAAAGGCGUCACCGAUUCUUUGGAGAUCCAGGAUUUAUCGGACUUUACCCAAAUCAUGGAAGUUCUUCGCCAUGCGUAUUUGGCGGCGUUCUAUAUCGCCGAGGUUCCUAUUAAGGCCUACUUUAAGCAAAUCUCAAGUCUCUGUCGCCAUCAAUCCAAAAUUCAUUGGUCUCACGUGCGGAAUUAUGAUGCCGAAAUGCGUCAAGAAUUCUCGCAUCGACCUUCUCUGGCUUGGGGAGAUUUUGAUGCUCCAGAACUCAAGAUUUUUGAAGGAAGAAACCUUCAUGUCAAGUAUGUGGCUCCGACGGCUUCUCCCAAGAAGUUUUUGACCUCGUCCUCAGGUUACCAACCUGCUCCGUCUCAACCAAGGGCCUCCUCUAGCAGGAAGGCACCUUCAGCUCCUUCAAAGCCCAAGAAAGCUGGUUCGAAAAGAACUAAGCGGGACUUUCCUCCUUACGAAAUUAAGGACGCUACUGAUACGACGACUGCAACCGAGCCCAUCUCGUAUGCAACAAGUUGGGAUGCUUCGGUAAUCACCGCGGAAGCGUCGCUCACCGACGAACCUAAUGCCAGAAAAUUCUUUAGGAACAUGGAAAUCGACGCGCUUUGGGAAGGUUUCUCAUCUUCGGUGGAUUUUUCUAUCACGGCCGAUCCUCUCCCUUCUGCUCCUCCUCUCGAAUCCGACAUCUUUGCUGCUAGAGCCAUUCGCCGUUUCUCGCCUAUCUCUUCUUCUUCGUAA
Messenger RNA from Melampsora larici-populina 98AG31, 1569 nucleotides. RefSeq lists its product as uncharacterized. NCBI's taxonomy places the organism in Eukaryota, Fungi, Basidiomycota, Pucciniomycetes, Pucciniales, Melampsoraceae. The record is from RefSeq and is a predicted model, not a curated record. The transcript has 3 exons. Bases 1 to 1569 code for a protein of 522 amino acids.